Molecule: messenger RNA, 1096 nt
Organism: Grammomys surdaster
Lineage: Eukaryota; Metazoa; Chordata; Mammalia; Rodentia; Muridae
Gene: Gng10
Product: G protein subunit gamma 10
Exons: 3
Coding region: 30-236 (68 amino acids)
Biological process (GO): G protein-coupled receptor signaling pathway
Cellular component (GO): heterotrimeric G-protein complex
Molecular function (GO): G-protein beta-subunit binding
Source: RefSeq, a predicted model, not a curated record
CGGGCCCGCUGCACGCAGCCUUAGCCGCCAUGUCUUCCGGGGCCAGCGUGAGCGCCCUGCAGCGCCUGGUGGAGCAGCUGAAGCUGGAGGCCGGCGUGGAGAGGAUCAAGGUCUCUCAGGCAGCUGCAGAACUUCAGCAGUACUGCAUACAGAAUGCAUGCAAGGACGCCCUACUGCUCGGGGUCCCGGCUGGCAGCAACCCCUUCCGUGAGCCCAGGUCCUGCGCUUUACUUUGAAGACUGGGAAAAAGUUUGCUGAGGAAGCCGGUGUGUGCGCGGUGAUGGAUGACUGCUGCCAAGUCCCAAGAAAACAGACUUCAAGAGCCAAAUCAUUUUCUCUGUGGCCUGGUCCUAGGUCCGAAUUAUACAGAAAUCAAUGUUUUUUUUUUUUUUUGGUUGGUUGUUUUUUUUUUUGUUUUUUUAACCUCACUACCAAACUUGCUGGAUGCGUCUCUUCCGUCACAGAUCCUGUGCAGCCCUGCCUAGGACAGAGGCGUGUUUUAUUUACUGGGUAUUUGCAUUUCAGAAUGGAAAUGUUGUAUUUUCAAAAACUGAGUAUUUGUAAUUUUCCUAACAUUUUUAUACUCUAAUACAAAAUUUUUUCAUAAAAAUUUACAGUUACUAAAUUAAACAAAGUAUAAAAUUGGGGGAAUAAUUGAUAUCCUGAUUUUGUAAAGGCGAGCUUUUUUCAUUUCCCAAUGAGCAAAUGGUCUGACUUGGACAGUAAGCUUGGGUGCUGCUCCUUAGCAAACGGAAAGAUUUAUGUAUCGUUAGGUUGCCCAUCCUGUGUGAAGCCAGUUAGAUCUUUCUUUAGUUCCUAUACUUUACAACUUAUAAUUGUGAUUGUAGCUUUUAGAAAUAUGUUCAUGCCUUUAAAAAUGUUUAAAUGUGGCCUACAUUUAGAACAUUGCAAUUGGUUAAAAACAAAAUAUGAAGAUAUUAUAACCUAAAAGAAUUCAUGUCACACAUAUUUUAUUGGGGUGAUGUGCCUUUGCUUUAAUUGGGGACACUUUUAGAAGGAAAGUUUGUGUUUGUAAUAAUCUUUGAAGAGCUUGGAAAUAAAAUUUUUGCCUAAUUCAUCAUUUUCCAUGACAACA